GUAUUUUUUUGAUGUGUAAACUUCAAUCUAGUAUGUCUGCGGUAUACGGUGAUAAGUAAAUACAGUAUAAAAAUUAACUAUAACCUAAUUUUCUUGUGAGAUAAUAUACGUAUAUAUUAUGUAUUUCUAGUGCAAUUAGUGGCCUAAAACUACUUAACAUUAAAAAUGGGUGGACUGUUGAGUUACUUCAAGUCUCUUAUCGGGAACCGUGAGAUGAGAAUUCUGAUCCUGGGCCUGGAUGGAGCAGGAAAAACAACAAUUCUGUACAGACUUCAAGUUGGCGAGGUGGUCACUACUAUUCCUACAAUAGGAUUCAAUGUCGAACAAGUCACGUACAAAAAUUUAAAAUUUCAAGUGUGGGAUUUAGGUGGACAAACAAGCAUAAGGCCAUACUGGAGAUGCUACUACUCUAACACAGAUGCAAUUAUUUAUGUAGUGGAUUCUGCUGACAAGGAUCGGAUAGGAAUUUCAAAAGAUGAACUACUUUACAUGUUAAGGGAGGAAGAGCUGCAAGGGGCCAUCCUAGUGGUGUUGGCCAACAAACAAGACAUGGAGGGCUGUAUGAGUGUGGCUGAGGUGCAUCAGGCCCUGGGUCUAGAUGCCCUCAAGAACAGAACAUUCCAGAUCUUCAAAACUUCGGCAGUGAAAGGUGAAGGGCUUGACUCAGCUAUGGACUGGUUAACAAACGCUAUCCAGAACAAAAAGUGAACUGCCUAAAUGACGUUUUUUGUCACUAGAAGAGACGGGCUUGUUUGUGAUAAGGGAUUGUACACAACUUGAGUGUUAGUGAGUGGUUUGUACAAUUAAACAGACUAUAAUUAAUUAUGUAAGAUAUCAUAUAUUUCAUUUAAUAUUAUUCAACUGUUCAUAAUAAUAAAAAUAUUAUUACUAA
Messenger RNA from Homalodisca vitripennis (glassy-winged sharpshooter), 892 nucleotides. It is a transcript of the gene Arl1, whose product is annotated as ADP-ribosylation factor-like protein 1. The record is from RefSeq and is a predicted model, not a curated record. Gene Ontology annotation, molecular function: GTP binding; GTPase activity. The transcript has 4 exons. Gene Ontology annotation, biological process: vesicle-mediated transport; intracellular protein transport. Gene Ontology annotation, cellular component: cytoplasm; Golgi apparatus. Bases 166 to 708 code for a protein of 180 amino acids. NCBI's taxonomy places the organism in Eukaryota, Metazoa, Arthropoda, Insecta, Hemiptera, Cicadellidae.